AUGGGAAGCAAUGCAAAAUCAACUGCGAUGAGCCAAGGCUUGGAGAAGAAGAAGAAGAAGAAGAAGAAGAAGAAGAUGGACGAGCAAUGGAGUUCCGUUUACUCCUCCAAACAGUCCCUUAAUCGGCUUCACUUUCCCCCAAACUUCACCUUUGGUGCUGCCACAUCCGCUUAUCAGGUUGAAGGCGCUUCUAAUGAGGAUGGCAGAGGCCCUAGCAUUUGGGAUGCUUUUUGCCGUGUUCCGGGCAAGAUUAUGGAUGGGAGCAAUGGGGAUGUCUCGGUGGACCAGUAUCAUCGCUACAAGGAAGACAUUGACCUGAUGGCCAACUUGGGAUUUAAAGCUUAUCGAUUUUCAAUAUCAUGGAGCCGCAUUUUUCCUGGUAAAAUUAAUAUGCGAAAACUUUGUUUUAUUUUCAUGUGCAUUAACCAACUGUUAUUGUGGCUUUCAGGUCUUGAACCAUAUGCAACAUUGUACCAUUGGGAUCUUCCUCUAUAUCUUCAUGAGUCAUUUGGGGGUUGGUUGAAUGAACAAAUUGUGAAAUACUUUGCAAUAUAUGCAGAAACUUGUUUCUCUAGUUUCGGUGAUAGAGUGAAGAACUGGAUAACAUUAAACGAGCCCCAUCAGACUUCCGUGAAUGGUUAUUGUACUGGAGUUUAUGCACCUGGCAGAACUGAGCAUUCUUCAACUGAACCUUACAUAGUUGCUCAUCACCAGCUUCUCGCUCAUGCGGAAGCUGUUUCAAUUUAUAAUGAGAAAUACAAGGAUAAGCAAAGAGGGCAAAUAGGGAUAGUUGUGGACUGUGUAUGGUCAGAGCCUUUGACGGAUAGAGUAGAAGAUAUAAAUGCUGCAGCCAGGCUUCUUGAUUUUCAGCUCGGAUGGUACUUGGAUCCAAUUUACCGGGGAGAUUAUCCUGAAAUAAUGCGUGAAAAACUUGGAGACUGCCUGCCAAAGUUCUCUGAGAGAGAUAAAAACUUGCUUAAGAACUCAACAGACUUUGUUGGUUUAAAUCAUUACACAACUAGAUAUGUUCGUCACGCAGUAAAAAAUGACCUUGAAGACAGUGAUUACAAUAAAGUCCAGGAAGCAGAAAGAAUAGCCGAAUGGGAAGGUGGAGAGAUGAUUGGCGAGAAGGCAGCAUCACCAUGGCUUUACUUGGUUCCAUGGGGUCUCUGGAAACUUCUUAAUUACAUUUCUACGAGAUACAACAAUCCCCCAAUAUAUGUAACUGAAAAUGGUAUGGAUGAUGAAGAUGAUUCCAAGUCUCCGCUGCAUGCGAUGCUCGAUGAUAAAUUAAGAGUUACUUAUUACAAGGGCUACCUUGCUGCUGUUCAUCAAGCAAUUAUGUGGAUGGAGCUGAUGUGA
This is a messenger RNA of Striga hermonthica, 1362 nucleotides long. NCBI's taxonomy places the organism in Eukaryota, Viridiplantae, Streptophyta, Magnoliopsida, Lamiales, Orobanchaceae. The record is from the annotation of a GenBank genome assembly.